GUAAUAUAUUUUCACAACCAUCAAGGUUUCAAAUGCGCCCAUAUUAUGUAUCAGCGAAUGUCUAACAGCACUCCUUGGAGACGAGUUACCAAUCUAAUGGUCUGAGUUCUGAAACAUCAAAAGGUUUCUACAAGAAAUGGAUAUGAGGUUAGCCGAUGCCGCUCGUACAGGAAACAUCGAGCACUUGCACUCCCUUGGUAAAAAUGAUCCCCUGAUACUCAACAGAGCAGCUGUAGAAGGCGGACAAACUCCUUUACACGUUGCCGCUCUAGCAGAUCAAGUUGAAUUCACACGCGAGAUCUUAAAGGUGAGGCCCAAGUUAGCUGAAGAGAUGAACCCAGAUGGCCUCACCCCGUGGCACAUAGCAUCGGCCAACGGGAACCUUGAAAUGGUAAGGGAGCUGCUGAACCUGAGUCCUCAGUUGUGCCUUUCGAAGGGCAAGGAGAGAAGGAUUCCUCUGCACUAUGCAGCUCUGAAAGGGAGAACCGAGGUCUUGAAAGAGCUGCUCUCGGCUUGUCUGGAGUCGAUCAAGGAAGUCACUGCUCUAUGCGAGACUGCACUCCACCUUGCGGUGAAGAGCAGUCACUUUGAGGUUUUCACUUUGCUAGUAGAAGAGCUGAAGAAUACUAACAGAGUAAACUUUCUGAAUCGGAAGGAUGCGCAGGGCAAUACCAUUUUGUACCUUGCAGUUUCUGCAAGGCAGUACGAGGUAGUAGACUUCAUUCUGAAUGGGAGCAUAGUGAACGCGGAGCUGGUGGAAGUGAACGCAGUGAACAAAAUGGGUCUAACAGCUUUCAAUGCCCUAUCGGUUUUCCCAAGUGAAGCAGGAGACAAGGAAAUCGGUGACAUCCUCAUUCUCGCUGGAGCUACGACCAUGCGGAUAGCCACUGAAUUACCAGAGGCUCGGGCGACCUCUGACCCAGCAUCAAAGAUUUGCCCACAAACUGGAACCGGUCUGUGGGGGCUACAGAUAUUAACCCUCAAGCUCAGAGGGAUACUCAAGCACGACAGGAACAAUUGGAAUGAAUAUUUCAAAUUCAAGAAAGACCGGGACUCGCCAGACAGCGUGAGGAGCGCCCUUCUGGUGGUGGCUGCCCUCAUCACGGCCACCACCUAUCAAGCUGUGCUUCAGCCCCCAGGAGGGUUAUGGCAGGACAACUCGGGGCCUCUUAACAGCACAACAAACAGCACCACAUCAAACGGGAUUUUCACCCAAUCACAUAAGGCUGGACAGGCAGUUAUGGCCAACAUCAAUCCUAUUUCAUACAUCUUCUUCUUGUUCUGCAACUCGAUCGGGUUCUUUGCAGCUAUUCAGAUGAUCUGGAUUCUCACGGCCAGGCUUCCUCUGCAGUUGGAGCUGAGGAUUGCAGUGUGUGCUCUAGCGGCUACAUAUGUGAGAACUGCAAUACAUAUGCUGUUGAGAAGAUGAGCAGCUUGUGAUGAUAUUUGGGGAUGGUGGCAGCUGCUGUUCUGCUACGCAGCCUAUGCCAGCAACACUUAAGAGAAUCCCUGUCACGGCGCCUUUUGUCAGUAAUGACUCCUCGUUUUUGUUCAAGUGUAAGCCAAGAAUACAAAGUGUGACUAUGUAGGUGCGAGGUACUUCGAUCUUCUCGAAGGAAGUCAUUUUCUAAGAUGUAAGAAUGAAAUAUAUGUAACGGGCAGAUCUGUUCAAA
Punica granatum (pomegranate) is the source of this 1673-nucleotide messenger RNA. The record is from RefSeq and is a predicted model, not a curated record. Lineage: Eukaryota; Viridiplantae; Streptophyta; Magnoliopsida; Myrtales; Lythraceae.